AUGAAACUUGUUUGUUUUUCAGGAAACAUUCCAUCAGGUGAUGGGACAGAAAUUGGUCAAGGGUUUUCUACGCAGAUUCAUGGCGGACUUGAUCAGCUGCCGAGGUGUAUAUUCCGUGGAGAGCAUAUCCAUGUUGGUGACGUUAACUUCCAUGGAAUGGGUACAAGUUCUGCUGCAGUUUACGCAGGAACAACUCAGAGUGCUGCCACUACUCAGGUGGCUGCACCAAGAGAGGGUGAUGAAGGACUGUUCUUGUCUAAUUUACUUCGUCAGAUCAUGCCCAUCAUAUCUGAAAGCACAGCAAGUGGGUCAAGUAUUCCAUCAUCUGAGGGCCGGGUGAUAUUGAGGAUAGAACUACACAAGCAUCCUCAACACAAGCUCAGGACAACUCAAACAGAGGGGCCUCGUCAAGUAGUCGACAUGGCAAUUCACCAUCCUCUCCAAGCUCCAAACGUCAAAGGGUAAUUGCUUCUUUCUUUUAGUAUGUCACACUGCACACACAUAUUCAAUUAGAGGUCCUGUGGUUUUCUCUCGAUUCUCGCAGAAACGCCGACAUUUGUUUGGUGCUUGCUUGUUUUUUUCCCCAUACCAAUAUGACAUGCUUACAACCUUAGGCACAAGUGGUAAUUUUUCACAUAGUUCAAAGUCUUCCAUGUUUGUUAUCUAGAAAAGUUUGUCUUAUCAUCCUUGCUCUCACAAAAAUUUCUCUGCUAAUAACCACCCAUUCUAGAAUUAUUUAAUAGCUAUCUGCAACCCCCCUCUAAUUAUAUGAUUGAGCAUAUGCAUUUACGUAUAUGGAUUGCCUAAAAAUUUUCUUAGAAAACGAAAUCCCGGCCUUGCCUGAGUGAAGUUAUUUUAUGGGCAGCCAGCAAAGUUUCUUAACAAAAAAUGGACCAAGGCCUGUGAUGUUGAAUCU
Molecule: messenger RNA, 916 nt
Organism: Camellia sinensis
Lineage: Eukaryota; Viridiplantae; Streptophyta; Magnoliopsida; Ericales; Theaceae
Product: ubiquitin-like domain-containing protein CIP73
Source: RefSeq, a predicted model, not a curated record